AUGAACAGCGACAGCGAGGUCGAGUUUGACUCAUCAGACGAUGAUUUGUCAAGCAAUGUACAGCAUAGUAAGAGGCCUUUCACUAGGCCAUUCGUGCAUCUAAAAAAGCGCUUGCGGGGUGCUCCCUGCAAGAGCAAAUACGAGGCUCUUAAAGCAGCUGGCAGAGUCCGUGAUCUUUGUUUUACGAAGAGAUACUCAAAUGCUGAUAUCGAGGGGUUGCUGAAGUCCAAUUUUCCAAGUUUGGCUGGUUUGGAUCUCACCAAGUAAGUGUUCAUUCGUAGUGUGUGUCUUAACUGCGUCGUCGUCUUCCAUAUUGUUGUCCUUUCAAGCAAAUCAUGCUGUUUUGUUUCUUCCCAAAGACUGAGAUUUCUAAAGUCGGAAAAGAGUGGCCACUCAAUGAAGGUUCUAUUCCAAGGUAUUCCAACUGGACUUGAGCUCGCGAAGGAAUUUAAAGGGUCUACGACCAAGAAAAUAUAUAUGCAUUGGAAAUCCAGUUCAGGUAAUUUUUUUCAUGUCUUCGAGAAUGCCGGGUCUAAAGUACAGGUCACAUUCCACAGGUCAUGAGUACAGGUCACAGCGCUAUCGAUAAAUUGCCAAACCACACAGAUUUCCCUUGAUCUAUAAGAGCAUUUGGUUAAGGGAUUAGGAGUAGGGGACACUUGUAAUGCUAUUUAUUUACCUGUGCGAGCAAGCUCUCCAUUUGGGCGAUAUCGGAAAAAGACACAAGAGGCACGCUUGAGGAGACGCUAAAAACGGGGGGGGGCUUCGCCGCCCGCCCGCGUGUUCUCGCGCGGCUCGCUUCGCUUGCCCAAAUAAGAGAAUUUGCUCGUAGGGUACCUGCAUUCUGGCCUGUCUUUUAGACCCUUGAGAACGUAGCCAUAAAAAUCUGAAAAAUGAACCAGGUUGCCCUUUACUUAAUAUUUGGGUGCAGGUGAGCUGGCAAAAAUCCUAAAAUACAUGCCCUGUUUACACCAACGCCCUCAGGGUUAUUACCCUGUUUCUCCAGUUUUUUUUUUUUUGAGUGGAGAGGGUGGCUCCACACAGGUUUAUUUAGAGGACUAAAUGUGCGCCAUCUUCUUUUAAAGCCAUUUAAUGGCAGAUUUUACAGUAGAGCAAAUUCACGUUGUAGUCCUUGCUGCUGUAUACUUAGAGCACAAAGAAAGUUCAUCAAGCAAAUCACAUCAAGGGUGCAGGCAUUAGUUAGUUUAUAAUCAGGACAGACUUACCUGAAUAAUAUUCCCUAAUUAAGACAUACCAUAACUCCUCUAUAAAGCUCCCUGUGGUGGCUUGGUUAUUUCAAGCCCAUUAGAGACAAGGGAUUUAUCAGUGGAGAGGCUUAUUUGAGAGUUGGGGGGGGGGGGGGGGCUUGAAAGAGGAGUUUUGUUAGUUGCGUAAAAUUGAAUGGUAACUGGUUGUCCCAAUACAAGUUCUUUCGGAUUAACUCAGUCAUUGAAAUUAAUUAAAAAUUUCAAUCUCUUCAAUAUAGAGGCGGUCAAAAAUCCAUACCCUGACUCUUGUUUGACAGCCACUUUCUUGUAUCCCCAAGGUGGCCAUGGUUCAUCUGUACUGAAUCCACCUUGCAUCUAAGUUCAGAAUUUCAAAGACGUCCAGAGACUGCACAAAGUUGACAUUGGAUUAUACUUAAGGGAGGGUCGUUUGCUGGAGGUUGCUUGCACAAGAAUGUUUGACUGUACAGAAAAUUAUUUUGUCACUAUCUAUAGGAGUGUGGGCAAAGUAGACAUUAUAAGCAAUUCACGUGAGUAACAAAACAAAACCACAGAAUCUCAAAAAACUUUCUGAAAACCUAGGUUACUAUUAUAUUUUGGAAUGUUGGUGAACUUGAUUUCUUAUGGCCUAAUUCAUUAUUAGUGGAAACCACUGUGGUUGGACAAGAAAGAAGAUAUACAUGUAAAAGAGGACUCACACUGAAUUUUGAGUUGAUAUAGGCAAGGAAAUUCCACACAUGAAUUAGAACAACAUAUAAAUUGAUUAUUGUCAAAUCUAUUGAACACUUCUUUUUUUUUUCUAGGUGUAACAGCAACAACAUCAAAUCCAACAUCUAAUCCAACAACUGCCACCCCAUUAGUGACCAUCUCAUCAACCUCAACCACUACUUCAUCAUCGAGAACUACAUCGACCCCAAUUUCAUCAUCCAGAACUACAUCAACCACAACAUCAUUACCCAGAACUACAUCAACGACAACAUCAUUACCCAGAACUACAUCAACGACAACAUCAUUACCCAGAACUACAUCAACGACAACAUCAUUACCCAGAACUACAUCAACCACAACAUCAUUACCCAGAACUACAUCAACCACAACCGCGACAUCUACACCUUUAUCAACUGCAACCACACCACCAAGGACUGCAACUACCUGUACAUCGUCCACAACUUCUUUAACUGGAACUACGUCGUUCUUGACUUCGUCAAUUGGAGUUACAUCAUCCCUGACUUCAUCAACUGCUGCUACUCGCACAUCAUCUGCGACUUCAUCAACUGGAACUAUGUCAACCCUGACUUCAUCAACUACCAGCUCCUCACAUAGUUUCUUACCAGCUUUCACCUCAUCAACAACCUCCUCUUCAUCCAACAUCCCAUCAACAGCCAUGCCAUCACCUGCAUUCUCCAUUCAUACAGGACUAGGUAGAGAGAGUUACAGCUCAUAGACAAAUAUUCUAGAGCGGGUGUCCGAAGUACCAUCAUUGUUAAGCGGCACACAAAUACACUGACUAGGCACACUGUAUGCAAGGUUCUUUUAUCAGCCUAGGGACAGGGCUUCUGAUAUUUCGCGCGGUCGCGGACCCGCGAAAUUCAGGUAUUUCCGCGAAAUCCCGCGAAAUUCCCCCCAAAACGCGAAAUACCGCGAAAUCCGCCAGAAAUAUUUCCAAAUACAUGUCGGCAAAACAUAUUUAAUACUUAUCUUGGCUAUUAGACCGGUUUUAUUCACCCCAAACGUCCAAACUUAGCUUGAAACUUCAUCACUGCAACGAGUAAACAACGUCCCAAAACUACCAGGCGUUUUUAGAUGAACGUUGCGAAAAACUGGGCACUAACCAUAAUGUUGAUAGCUUUAACAUGUGCUUAUUUCUCGAGCGAACUGUUGUUGAAAGAGCAAAUGAUUAUCCGUGUUAAAAAAAGCGUUCACCAACGCUGGUCAUAUCGACGCAAAAUUGAUCGAUUUUAGCGAAAUUUGCCAAAAAAACCCCAGCGAAAUCGGCUGUUUUUUACUGAUUGUUUCUUGGCGAAGUUUCCCCCCGAAAUUUCUCGUGAAAUCGGCCGAUUUUCCUAAGAAAUUCUUAGGAAAUUAUUUGCCCCUGAAAAUCCUUCGAAAAUUGACUCUUUUCCGCUAAAAUCCCUCGAAAUGGGCCGAUUUUCCUGCGAAUUUUGACUUUUCUCCCGCGAAAAUCGCCUGAAAUCGGCCGAUUGUUCCGCGAAUUUUGACUUUUUCCCGCGAAAAUCCCGCGAAAUCGGCCGAUUUUUCCGCGAAUUUGCCCCUGAAAAUCCCGCGAAAUUUUGCUUUUUUUCCGCGAAAUAUCAGAAGCCCUGUAGGGACAAUAAUUUAUACAGAACAUAUGCAGAUACAAUCCAUAUAACGUUGCCCUAAGCUGUUCAGUGUACGAACUUACCGACACUGAUGUUGCACAUAUUUUAUAAACAUUAAAAACUAUUUUUUCCAGAAAAUAAAAACUGUAAGAGUAUAAAAACUAAUCAAGGGGAAGUAAGUAUCUACAAUAAUAAAAUACUAACCUGGCUGCGGCUGCUCACAGAGUCCAAAUUCCACAAAAGUCCCCUAAAUGGUACUCUUAUAAAGGAACAGUAAUCAUUAGUCAAGAGCUAUAGUUACAUAUUCUUUUUGUGGGGGAGGGGGGAAAGUGAGGUCCCCUAAUAACAGAGAAGAUCCACAUCAUUUAACCACAUUAGUCUAGGUCAACGAAAGCUGGCUUCCAUUAAUAAUAUUAGGGCACGCAAAAUAGAGAACUAAUGAAAUUAGUAAUAGAAACAAAUUGAAUUAUUUGACUUAGCUUAAUUUGAGUUGUGCAUGGUCAUCAUCUUCAAUUAGCUCCUCUUAUAUUUAAUUUACACAAUAUUUAGUCAGGGGUGCCCAUUUGGGAGAGGCUGGUUUGAAUGAGGCAUUUUUGAUUGAGGGAGGCAGGAGAGGUAAGGGGUAGGAGAGUGGCUUUAUGAAGUUUAAAUUACAACUUCAUGAAACAAUAACCUUGGUAUAAUAUAGUUUACUUGAGCAUUUUUUGGUCUUAGUGAACAAACAUGAUUUAUUUGUCGCUUAUCUAAUCUUGUGCCAGUUAUAUAUACAUCACUGCAUGACUAAUUAUUGUCCUCAUAUUAAUUAUUGUUUCAUUUUAAAAUAAUUUAGUUUCAAGUAGUGCAAGAGCAACACCCACAUCAGCAACAGCCUCUAUUACAGUUACGGCAACACCACUGUCAGUUCCUAGAGAUGGUUGUAAGUUAACUGGAAUUAUGUCUGUGAGAGUUUGAUACCUUUAAAAAAAAUUGUUGCUUUGCACUCAUGAUCAUUGCUUUUAAUUUUGUUGAUGGGAGUAUUUUCUGAGACAGAGCAUUGAAAAUCGGUCAUAAUUAGCAAAUAAAUCCAUUUUGUUUUAAAUCUCUGAACAUUUCACUGAACAUAUUCUUGUGUUGCUGUUGAAGUACGUUGAAGUAAAAUUAAUAUAACAAAACACUUGAUGUCAGGCCCCUCGGGAAACCAGUUAGUUUUGUUUUACCUCAAGCCCUGAUAUUUCCCCAAGUGAGUCUUAAAAGGUCUUGUUUAAUACAAUGAGUAGGCCCAUGAUCUGCUCUCACAAAGUCACGCUUUCAUAAUUUACAAGCAAUAAAAUGUCUGUUUGUUAAUCGUCACCAAAAUUGAUAAAAAUUUUAAUUUUAAGGACGAUUUAAAUGCUCAAUCCAGCACAACACUUUUUUUUUUUACCAGUAUCGACAAGAAGGCUCCUAGCAAGAUUAGCUGGACAAAACAAUGCAAAUGAUGGUGAGUGAUAUUUUUAUGUUAUCUCUGGUUCUCUUAAAAAACAUACGUUAUAUAUAAUACAAGGCUGUGCUUUAAAGAAAAUUAAAGGGAGCCCAGUGCUCUUAAUCUCUGAAACCAUAGGUGCCCAGCAUGUGAUUUGUAUGAAAAAAAACUAAGAUUUUCUAGUCGCCCAAGAGCAAAAAAUGGGCAAUUCCAGAAAAUAUCCAUACCCAACCACGGACAGCUUCCAUGUUUUAACCCCCCCCUUGCCUUCGGAAAUUCAAAAAUGCGCUACCCCCCCAUGCCCUCAGAAUUCCAUAGUCGUGAACCCCCCCUCCCCUUCAGAAUUUCCGGUUUUUUUUGGAAGUACAUUUUCGACUUAGCAACGCCUAUAAGAACAAACGAACAUGAAUUUAUGCCUCCUCAAGGCUGUGAUCUAGCGGCGCCAUGUGACAAGCUUUACUCUUCAGUGACAAGAAAAACCUACGCUAGUUGCCAGGCCGUGCAAACUCCUUUUUAAGUCCGAAUUUGGCUAUAAAAAUAAACACCACUUAAGGUAAUUUUACUCCUCUUUGUUUUCUUGUGCUGUUUUGACGUUUACAAAGGAAAAUAGCUCAAACAGACUGUUAAAAUCUUUUGGCGGUCAAAUAUACCGUCGAGUCGUGUUGCGUCCUUUUAUACGUCAUGUAGUGCGCACGAAAAACGUUCUAAUCUGACAGGCGUUCCUUGGAAGUGAGGGACUGGUGCGAGUUUUUUACUGUUUAUCGGACGGUUUCGGACGGGAGUAACAAGAAAUUUGCAAGGGGUAUUAAAAGAUACAUUUUCAGUUUUUAUUCACGUGACAAGAAAUUCAUCAAGGUAAAUGUGAAACCAACGUUUUACUGUUCACUUCUAUAAGUUAUGAGCGUAAACACGUGUCUGAUCUAUCGAUGCUUGUCUUCUGCUUCCGCGGUCAUACGUUCGUGGUUUAUUUACGAACUACAAAAGUCCACAACAAUAGCGUUUUCCAGGAACUUACUCUACACUUUCUACUCCAGAAAUCCCACCAGUGGAAUUCCCCCAUACCUUCGGAUUUCAAAUCGUAAAUACCCCGCCAUGCCUUCAGAAUUCCAUAAUCGUGAAUCCCCCCUCCCCUUCGGAAAUCCUUAAAGCCGUCCGUGGUAUGGUAUGGAUAUUUUCUGGAAUCGCCCAAUGGGCACCAGGGGCCACCGGGUGCUGCUACAGCACAGCCCCAUAUUAUUAUCAGAAAGUUAUAACCCCUUGUGAGUUUCUGAUAAUUAUUAUAUAAUAAAUGUAAAUAAACUGAAUGAAGUCUACAUACCUUCAAACCAUAACCACUCCAGUAGAAGGGUUGUUACCAAGAUUUCAAUUCAAUGGUAAACUGAUAUGCAUGCAUUAAAAAGGCAAUGAGAAGUUAUUUUCUUUUUCUUUGUCUGUUUGUUUGUUUUACUUCCCAUGCAGGUAUCGUCGGAACUUGCUGAAAGUAACAGGCUGGGGAAAUUCCUGUUUCCACGCCUAGUGACUGCUUUACGUCUCCUUUUCUUGUUUUUUGGUCUUUUACAGGUAGUCUGAGUACCUGAGGAGUUAAUUGUUGAGCUAACUGCCAGCCCCUCCUUCUUCCUUGAGAAAUUGAAACUGCUGCAAGAAAAAAUAAUGUUGACAUGCAUUUAACAAUAAGCCCAUCAAACUGUCGUCUAAGAACUCAAGGCAUUGUUGAUGGCUAAUAUCAAAUUCUCUACCUUUCCCACAGACGUAUCCCUAAGUCCACCCGAAGAUGAUGAUCUGGUUGUCUUGGAUCACAGUCCAACCCAUUGUAAGGAAAAUACUGGUGUAAUAUAGAAUCUAAUAUCAUAAAUUUAACUCCCAUGAAUGUUUUGGAUUUUGGGAAAUACGUUCCUGUAUUCUGGGGUACUUAUUGGCAAACUAGGCUAAGUUUAUAAGAUCCUAAUUACGAUUCUCGAUUUUUAUACCACCAAUAUAUAAUACUCUUUUGGGGAUUUCCAGUUUUUCUGUUACACAACCUGUCACCUCGCAGCACUGAUGAGGUCUGAAUGGUUCAGAUGAAAUAUUUGUUUCAUUAUUAUUUUUCUUAUUUUUUGGCGCUGAGUUUUGGAAUUUUCUGUUAGUAUUAAAAUUAAUGUUGUAUGAAGGAGAUCAUAGAUCAGAUUGUUCAUUACCAGAAGAGUAAAUGAGCUUGUGUUAAGUUUGCACCGUAAAUAUACUGUAAUUUAUAUACAUGUAGUGAUAAGAACUCCUGCAGGAUUUCACAUAAAGUUUAACUGCUCAACCACUUAGCACAGGUGAUUAUAUUGCAUUAUUGCGCCGACCUACAUGUAAGUUUACAGGCCUAUUACAUAAGAAGUUAUUGUAUGAAAAAGUAACGGACAUUUCAAAAAGUACCGAAUUUUUGGUUAUUUGGCAAAUUUAUUCAAAAUUUAUUUCCUUUGCCUACAUGACUUGAAAGUCACACUGCCUAAUUUGUUGCAAUUGACUAAGGUGCCUCAUUCAUUUGAUUGCAUGUAGAUUCAAGUACAAGAGCUUCAAUGACCCAAGGUGUUCAACCACUUGGUGGAGGUGACUUGGAAACAUCUUAUGGUAUUGUUACCCUGAUUUAGAAGUUAGACAAAUUAAUUUCACAUAAAAACUCUUUACAUUAUGUUGAAAAAGUACUGGACACUUCUAUAAGUAUAGGUUCUAAUAUGUUACCUGCAUAAAUCAAAAGUCAAUUAAGCUGCUUGAGUAAAUUAGGUUGCAAUUAUGUUGAUUCCACUUCAAGAGCCUCUGUCACCCAGUUGACUAAGAUGUCUCCUUUAUCUGAUUUCAUGUAGAUUCAAAUACAAGAUCAGCUUCAACUGUUCAAAGUGUUACUGCUCAACCAAGGAGAACAGGUGACCAAACAUUAUAUCGUAUCAUUAGGCGAUAUACAUGUAGGUUUAUAGGCGUAUCAGUUAGGAACUUGUUGUAUGAAAAAGUACUGGACAUUUUAAGUAUCUCAAUCAAAUACUACUUUGCUUACAUAAAUCAAAAGUUAAUUAAGCUGCUUAGUACAUUAUGUUGCAAUUGACCAAGUAGAUUCUAGUAAAGAAGCUUCUGCUAAGCCAAGGUUUAACUAUCCAACACGUAUCACAGUUGAGCAAAAUAAUGUUUUGAAUAAUUAUGGCAUAUUCUGUAUGCUGGAACAUUAAUUUCAUGUAGAUCUAUGUAUGAGAUAGAAAUUUAUGCGAGGAUCAUUAGGGAAAGGGGAAAAAAAACCAAGGAAAAAAAUAGACAUGAGUGAAGGUCAGUGUGCUCUUGAAAAAAUAAUAAUGUUAAUAAUUACACUUACUGGAAAAAAAAAAGAACAAAAGAAAAAGACAAAAAUCUACUGUUGACAAAAAAAAAACAAAAUUACAAAAAUAGUGAUACACAUAACUGCAACGAAACAAAUCAACAUAUUGUUAUCCUGCUUGAAAAUUUAUGCUCGCUGAAAUUUUUCCACGUCUUACAGGAUUCUUUCAAGGGAUCCCAUUUAAUGGAACAGGGAUACAAGGUAAACACCCCGGCAAAUUACAUCCAUGCAUAUAAUGAAUCUUGAUUUUUUAUCAUAAGACUUCUAAAUGUUAUUAGCAUAAAAAUAUUGACCGUAUCCUUAAUGGGUCUCAACAGGCCACUAGAAAAAUAAUUGGUGAGAAUUGCGAAUCCACCAAAAGGCUUAGUUAGUUAUAAAUUAAGCAAUUUCAGCUUUUUUCUAUACAUCUGUCCUCUAUGCGAACUAUCAAUAUUAGAAGGAAUGUCUUGAUUUAGCUUUAUUUGUUCAACUACAAAAUUGCUCAUGCAGUCACAUUGUUUGAUUUCUCUACAAUAUCAACACCUACACUGAUAUAGCUGGAACAGUCAAGCAAGACCUUUUUCCUUUUGGCCUGGGAGGUAAGCAAUCUGCUCUAAAGUUCAGCACUUACAUGUACCUGUUCUCUUUCGCCUUCUUUUUGUCUCGAUUCAAUCCCGAAUUUUUUUAAAAUAAGACAGAGAUAUUGACUCAGUGAGGGCAUAUAAAAAAUUGGACAUAUUUCAAAUGCAGUUACUGAUAAAAUAGAGGUCAAUGUUUAAAUUGCAGUUGAAUGUAUUUUUCUUGUGAUAGGACCAACACGCAGAAGAAAGUCACCUUCCGAUGAAGUGGCAAAUUGCCAGUGUCUCUUACAGUCUUCAAGUGACCAGACAUGCAUGCUGCCAUUUUUUAACCAUUCCUUCGAAGAGGUAUUAAAUUAUUAAUGAAUUAUUGCUAACAAAGGAAGGCUUAAUCACCUAAUUUUCUUAACAGUUCAAAUCAAAGUGACAAUAGACAAAUAUUAACUAUAAUUUAUUUACUCCAUUACUCUCCCUUUGUUAUUUAUUACAGUUAUGCUGGCAGGCAAAUGAAGACUGCAAGGGAGUGAUUGUUACCGUAGUAAACAAAAGGAAAACGAUUGAUGAGAAGAGAAGAGAUUUGUUGAGGCAUGUAAAACCUUCCUUCUGUGACGAUGCAAAAGCAGUUGCAUGCAUGUAUUCAAGGGAGAUAUUAAUAAUUAUUAUUACAUCAUAAUUAUACCAAUACUGACUUUUGAAGUUUCUUACUGCAGGGUGCUUCAUGAGAUGGAAUGUAAACACAGUGAAAAUUGGUUGUUUUGGAUAGGAGAAACCAGCUCCACUGACGGGUUGAAAGGUGAAGGUUUUACAUCAUGAAAAUGAUUUGUCCACAGCACAAUGCCACUUACUGUAUAUAUAAAACCUCUUUUGAAAGAACAGUGCACACACCUGUGUACAGGUGUAGUAAACUAUAAUAUUAAUAGAUUUUUGCUAGGGAGUCAUUAGGCCAUGUGGAACUAUAAGGUAACACUUAUCGAAUCACAAACAUCUCUUUGUUUAAAUAACAGGCAACUGGAUUAAUGACUUCAUCAGAAAUUUUUGACAAGACGUUUACUUGUAAAUUAUUUAUCCUUGUUAGUUAUAGACAUUUAUGGUGGUGACCCACGCACAGAAAGGAUACUUUUCCUGGUCCCGUCAGUGGGUAGAAGUCCUUCGUUGUUGGGACAGAUUUCA
Messenger RNA from Porites lobata, 10040 nucleotides. NCBI's taxonomy places the organism in Eukaryota, Metazoa, Cnidaria, Anthozoa, Scleractinia, Poritidae. The record is from the annotation of a GenBank genome assembly.